AAUAACAAAGAUGGCCGAAGAACAGGAGGUGAUACAGAUAGAGUUGCUGUGCAAGCAACUUUACGAGUCUCAGGACCCCGAUGUGCGGGACCGGGCUGAGAAGGCUGUUGUCGCUUUUCAGGAGUCCCCGGACACCCUGAGCAAAUGCCAGGCGCUGCUGGAGCGCGCGGACUCCGCGUACUCGCAGCUGCUGGCCGCCACCACCCUCGCCAAACUCAUCAGCAGAUCCACAACGAGUUUAACAGUGCAGCAGCGCCUGGACAUCCGCAAUUAUGCGUUGAAUUAUCUCGCCACGCGCCCCAAGCUUGCAAACUUCGUAGUUCAGGCUUUGGUGGCACUGUUCGCACGCAUCACCAAACUGGGAUGGUUCGACAUGGUCAAAGAGGAGUUCGUGUUCCACAACGUCAUGGGAGACGUCGGAACCUUUUUACAGGGUCCAGCAGAAAUGUGCACAAUAGCAGUGCAGCUACUGUCGCAGCUGGUGUUAGAGAUGAAUCAAGUAUCAGAGGCGGACGCCAACCGAUCGCUCGCUAAACACAGGAAGAUCGCAUCUUCAUUUAGAGACACACAACUGUUCGAGAUGUUCCGCCUGUCCUGCUCGCUCCUCUCUGGCGCGAGAGGGAAGGCACUAGACCCCCUCGACGCCAGCCAGCACGCCUUAAUAGCGAGUCUGCUCCGGCUUGCCCACAACUGUCUCACGUACGACUUCAUCGGCACGGCGGUCGACGAGUGCUCCGACGACCUGUGCACCGUGCAGAUCCCCACAUCGUGGCGCGGCUCAUUCCUCGGCGGCGGCACGCUGGAGCUGUUCUUCUCGCUGCAACAGUCGCUGAGCGGCGGCGGGCUCGCGGGGCUCGCGCUCGCCUGCCUCGUGCAGCUCGCGUCCGUGCGCCGCUCGCUGUUCGGCAACAACGAGCGCGCCAAGUUCCUCAACCGCCUCGCGCACGGCGUGCUCACCAUAUUGGAAAACACACAGGGCCUCUCCGACCCUUCAAACUACCACGAGUUCUGCCGGCUGCUGGCGCGGCUCAAAUCCAACUAUCAGCUCGGCGAACUGGUCAUGGUGGACAACUACCCGCGUCUCAUAGAGCUUAUAGCAAAAUUCACAGUUCAGAGUUUACAAAUGUGGCAAUUUGCCCCCAACUCAGUCCACUAUCUCCUAUCACUGUGGCAGCGGAUGGUGGCGUCCGUACCCUACGUCAAGGCGACAGAACCACAUUUACUAGAAACUUACGCCCCGGGCGUCACCGCUGCUUACAUAGAGUCCAGACUCAACUCUGUGGCCGUCGUCGUCAGGGACGGCCUAGAAGACCCCCUCGACGAAGUGGGGUGCGUGCAGCAACAGUUGGAGCAGCUGUCGGUGAUCGGGCGCUGCGAGUACGGCAAGACGUGCCAGCUGCUGGUGUCGCACUUCGACCGCGCCGCCGCCGCCUACAGCGUCGAGGGAAACGCGCACCAACUUACAGUACUCAGAGGCCAACUGACCUGGCUGGUGUACAUGAUCGGCGCCUGCAUCGGCGGCCGUGCGUCCGUCAACAUCUGCGACGAGAACGACGCAAUGGACGGCGAACUCGUCUGUCGGGUCCUGCAGCUCAUGGACCUCACUGAUUCGAGGCUAGCCACUGGUGGGUGUGAGAAACUAGAGCUGGCCAUGAUGUCGUUCUUCGAGCAGUUUAGGAAAAUAUACGUUGGCGACCAGGUUCAAAAGAACAGCAAGGUGUACCGGCGGUUGUCUGAAGUGCUGGGCCUCAACGACGAGAGCCGGUUGCUAAGCGUGCUUAUGAGAAAAAUCAUCACCAACCUGAAGUACUGGGGCGGCUCGGAGCAGAUCAUAGCGAAGACCCUCGGGCUGCUCAGCGACCUCAGCGGCGGGUACUCCUGCGUGCGCAAACUAGUCAAACUGGAGGAGGUUCAGUUCAUGCUCACGCAUCAUACGGCAGAGCAUUUCCCAUUCCUGGGUAUAACUGGAGUGGGCACGACGGAGAUGCGAUGUCGCACCAUGCUAUACACGGCGUUGGGGCGGCUGCUCAUGGUGGAAUUAGGGGAGGACGAGGAACGUUUCCACGCCUUCAUGAUGCCGCUCACAGCUGCCUUCGAAAGCCUAGUCAGCCUGCUAGGGCCGCCGGAGAGCCCGCUGUUCUCAUCUGAAGACGCCAAAAAGACGCUAAUCGGUCUAGCGCGGGACCUGAGAGGUCUGGCCUUCGCCUUCAACACCAAGACGACCUACAUGAUGCUGUUCGACUGGAUCUACCCUGUAUACAUGAAGGUGCUUCUCCGCGGCAUCGAGACCUGGUUCUCGGAGCCCGCGCUCACCACGCCGGUCCUCAAGCUGACGGCCGAGCUGGCGCAGAACCGCAACCAGCGCCUACACUUCGACGUGUCGUCUCCCAACGGGAUCCUGCUCUUUAGGGAGCUGUCUAACAUCAUAUGUGCUUAUGGCAGCAGAAUAUUGACGAUAGACGUGAGCAAGAAGCAAAUGUACGCGAUGAAGCUCAAGGGCAUCUCGCUCUGCUUUUGCAUACUGAAAGCCGCGUUGUGCGGGAACUAUGCCAACUUCGGCGUCUUCAGGUUAUACGGCGAUGAAUCCUUGGACAACGCGCUGAACAUGUUUGUCAAGUUACUAUUAAGUAUACCUCAAAGCGAUCUCUUAGAUUAUCCAAAGCUGUCACAAACGUACUACGUGCUCCUAGAGCGCCUCGCACAGGACCACAUGGCGUUCCUAGCGUCCCUGCAGCCCGAGGCCACCCUGUAUGUGCUGUCAUCUAUCUCCGAAGGACUCACGGCGUUGGACACGAGCGUGUGCACGGGAUGCUGCGCGACGCUGGACCACAUAGUCACAUAUCUAUUUAAGCAAUUAGUACAGAAAUCAAGCAACAAAAUCCCUCACGGGCGGCAACCGGAGACGAGUAACAUGUUCAUACAAGUGCUGCAGCAGCGGCCCGAGAUCAUGCAGCAGCUGCUGGCCACGGUCCUAAACGUGAUAAUGUUCGAAGACUGCUGCAACCAGUGGUCCAUGUCGCGGCCCCUCCUCGGCCUCAUCCUGCUCAACGAGGAGCAGUUCAGCCGCAUCCGGGCCGAGAUGAUCGCCCAGCAGCCCAGGGACAAGCAGCCACAACUAGCGCAGUGGUUCAGCGGACUCAUGCAGGGGAUUGAACCCAACCUACUCACCAAGAAUAGGGAUAAAUUCACACAGAACCUGUCGAUGUUCCGGCGCGACAUCAACGAGCUGCUGAAGGGCGCCGUCAGCGGAGCCGCCUGCAACGACAUGAUGACGUCAUAGGUCACUCAACACACACACACACACACACACACACACACACACACACACACACACACACACACACACACACACACACACACACACACACACACACACACACACACACACACACACACACACACACACCCGCACACAUGGACACACGGAACACAUGUACGCAACUCACACGUUUAAGAGUGCAGUGUAAGCAAAAAACUAAAGGCGCCUGGGUGCGGUUCAAAUACAAAAUAGGGAACGUACCCAUACUACGUACUAUGGGGGGCCGAGGGGGUCGUCAAAAUACCAAGCUUGAUCACAGGGGGGUCUUAGGUUUUGGUCACGUAGUUUAGGGGAAAUCUCGCGCUUUUCCGAUCUUUAUUCAAAUAUGGAGCGCAGCGUUUAGCGCUUUUGAAACACAGGUGGCAACUUUGACGUAAUUUUUUUUAUGGGUCACAUAGACAUAGUUGUUGACAUGAUCCCAUACCAGUUAAGUCGUGAGUUGUUUUCCUUGUAUCACAAUAAAAUAUUUUACAGUACAUAUGGUGCUACUUUCUCGCACUAGUGCGUAAAAGAGCACUUUUCGUGCAUAUGUCGAAAGUUUAAACGACUAUAUGUACGAUACGUUGUACGAUACACGUGCGAAUAGGUAAUUCGCAACUCGUGUCGAUUUAAAACACUCCCUGCGGUCGUAUUUUAAUUUAUCGCCACUCGUUUCGAAUUUCCUCUUUUCCGCACUUGUAUCGUGUAACUAUUCCGUGUAUCAUUAUAAAUCUGUAAUCAAACACCGUAGUAAUAGACCUUAUCAGUGUAAUAGACGUUUUAUUUCAGUCGCCAUCAGAUAUAUCGGAGCGGUCAAGGUACCCAAAAGUAUCUGUACAUGGACUUGAAAUUUUUGAUGGCUUUGUUCAGAUAUUUGUAAACACGUUGGGCGUUACGAUAUAUCUGAUGGCGAGUGUACACUAAUUGUGUGCAAUGUGCGGGUGGUUUUAGAGCAUUAAAAACGGGUCACAUUAUAUUAGAAUUAUCUUAUAAAGUUAUCCGUUUUAAUAGCAUUGUUGAGGAGGGAUUAAAUUUCGUCAUCGUGUCGAAAUGUAAUGGAAAUGGAUUUUAUUUUAUAUUGAUGUAUGUAUUUCAUUCGAGUGUUAGUGAUAUGCGAAUUGUUGAUUAUGAAUAUUAUGAUCGUAUUGUGAGCAUUAAUAAUUUUAAAUGGUCAAUUUACAGAUUUAAGCAAAUUUUGACCAAGAAUAGCUGAAGUUUUCAGUAUAGUUUUUUUAGCAGUGAAGUUUUCACUAUUCAAAAGUCAUUUUACCCAAAUUGACAUCGUAAAUGUAGUUAAAAUUUAAAUAAUAACUGUGAAGUAUUGAGUGCAUUUCAAUUAUUUCUUUUAAAAUACACGAAUGAAACUCGUUGUUAGAAAAUCUUUAUGGUACAGUAAGCAUCCAAAGUAAAGCGGAUCAGACUACGCGUCAAAAGUACUUUCACCACACCAGCUGGUGAAGGCUCUCUUGAUUGUUCAACAACUGAUAAGAAAGUUGCAUUUUGUUCACAUGUGAGGCAAAGUAAUCAAAUGCAAAUUUUUAGUUCUUUUCUUAUGUUUUCUGGUAGAAUUGACUUUUAAAUGACAAUUUUGAAUGAUAAACCUUUAAUAACAUUAAUUUUGAAUUGAUAUGCAUUGAUUUUGUUUAUUUACAGUUAGUAUUUUCCUUGUGUUGGUGUAGUGAAACUUUUGUGUUUUACUCGAUGGUAUUAUUUGUUUAACCCUCGUGCCUUGAAACCCUUGCAACCCUCAAGAUUUCAUUUUGCGAACGACUCGCUACGCUCGUGGUUGAAUUUUGGAUUCUUCCGCUUGCUCGGGUAUCAAUAUUAGCAACAGAGGUUAAACAACGACUUUGCCCCCUUGUGAAACAAAUAACUAUUACUAUUCUCCAACAGCCUAACACAAAGAGAUAUGUCUCCAUAUGGGGCAUUUUCUAUGAAAAGGGACCUUAUUGUCGAUGGCGCUUACGCCGCACAGCGUCGCGCGGCAAUGUAAUUAUAUCAGAGCAUCGUUAUCUUAUCUUAUCUUAUCUUAUAGUUUCGGGGGCCCUUACGGAUACACUUCGACCCAUAGGGAUCUUUUGUGCAGUUACCCCCUAGGAAAGAUCCGUCCGCUACUCAAGAGCCUUCCCCACCAUCUCCAUAUGCCGGAUGAUGAACCUUAUGGGUAGCUUUUUGAAUUCCUUUGGUACCAGGUAGCCUGUUCCAAAGUCCUUCAUUAUUUGUCUGGCGAGGGCGUGACAGGUCAGAGCAUCGUUAAUAAUGGCGUAAACGCCAUCGACAAUAAGGUCCCUUUUUAUAGAAAAUACCACAUAUGUGGAACAAUUAGUCUGUAAAAGAUACUUAUAGCGUUUUUUUAGCAUUCAAAAAAGGUAAACAAUCUUGGCGUGUCUUUUUAUUGCAAAUAUUGAAAAACGCUUUUAAGAAUUCCUGGCAAGCUCGGCCGAAUUGCAACAUCCCAUAAAAACGUAGUUCCGCUCUCAUAUUAAAACUACGUGUUGGAUUAUAAUGAAACUUUGCACGUACAAUGACAUGAGGUAUAUCUAGGUCUGUAAUUAGUUUAUAUAGCUCCAGUUUAUAAAACAAACGAAAUAGAGCAUAAACAAGUUUUGUAUGAAAAACUUAAAUUCGCUGUUUUUUUUUAACUAAGGUAUCUGAAGCUACAUAAACUUAUCCUAUUGCAAGUACAAUGUUUCAGAGCAAUCUAGCUAGUCGUUUUAAAACGAGAUCGGAAUUACGUUUGUAUGUAGAACCGAGCUUGCCGGAGACCAUGAAAGAAUUAGUUUAUCAUAAGUAAUAUCAAAGAUAUAACUCCGUAAUAGAUGGAUACAGUCUAAGGAAAAAACGUGCCUCGAAAAUCAAGAAAAUUUGAUUCUCGUUCAGAGGGCGCUACUAGCUUUAGCCUACUGUCGUAUAGAUGACGGUUUCGUUUGUUAUUUAAUAAUUUUUACGCAUAUCAGUGAAAGAACAUGGGUCAAAAUCAUAAAAAUUAUUAAUGCAAAUAAAAAAAAACAUUUAUCUAUAUUUAAAUACAUUUUAUCGUAUUUUUAUAAAUCUUCAUUUUUAGUUUUAAAGUGUGUCGAUAGAUGGCAGUGAAUUUACAGUGGUUUAAAAUUUACUAUGACAGUACCGCUCUAUCUUAUUAUAUCCUCUUUGGUAAUAUGAAAGCAAAAUAAUGUAAAAAAUAUUAUAUGAUUUAUAAUUGUAACAUAUUUGCUGUGACUUAUUUUUUAAAAGUGAUUUUUAAUAAAAAGGCACUUCAAGAUCGCUUACCUUCUUUCUAAUGCUAAAAAAACGAACUAUAGAAAAGUAUUCCAGGGUGGCUGAUACUUGAGAUACUUGCGUCGCGUUGUUUGGUCAGGUACUGUUCAUGCUGACUGUACUACAAGAUUUAAGUCUAAAUAUUCAGUAAUCGGAAUAGGCAGAGUAUAAAUACCUAAACUUAGUAGAAUACAAUGUGUGGCCUGUAAUAGGAGCAAAAAAUUAAACUGUAGGCUGUACUCCUCAUACCGACCAACAUUUGUUCAGCGACUUUUAAAAAUAACUUGUGUUUUGAUUAAAUAAAACUAUGAAAACGGAUUAUAUCGCGUAUAUUGAAUUUAUAAUACAUCCCGACGUUUCGAACUCAAUAUACGCGAUAUAAUCCGUUUUCAUAGUUUUAUUUCAUGAGUAACUAUCGCGGUAACCGAAGACAAUAUUUGUGUUUUGAUUUUUAAUACACUUUAAAGUUUUUUCCAAGACGCAAUGUAUUGCGAAUUUUGUUAUGUUUAAGGUGUGACAGGCAACGUCAAUCACAAUGAUAAUGGCGUACAUUGAAGAUAAUAUUUAUUUUGUAUGAAAAAUACGAAGUCUAAAGUCUUCAUUAUUUUUAAAAGUCGCUGAACAAAUGUUGGUCAGUUUGAGGAGUACAGCCUACAGUUUAAUUUUUUGCUCCUAUUACAGGCCACACAUUGUAUAGACAAAAAGUGGAGACUUUCUUACGACUACAAUUUUUUGCGCAACUUAAGUCCCGGAAAAUAAUAUUGUUAACAAUGCAUUCCUCUUUUUUAUCUAAUAAACAUGCAAUAAAUAUUUUUUUUAAUACCUUUCUAUAAAUAUAUUUCUUAAAUCUAAGUAAAAAAAUAUAUAUCGUCAGAAUCAGAAUCAUAUUAAAAAAAAACAUUUAUUUCGGACAAUUCGGAAUCCAUAUACAAUUUACAUAUCAAAUAUUAAAAUAUUAAAAUUAAAAUUAAAAUAAAAUUAAAUUAAAUUUAUUAAUGACAAAACAACAAACACAAAACUAUUAUUAUUUUCUUGUAGAUAUACUACUAUUUUUUAUUUCAUAUUUUCAAUGAUAUGUCGGUUUCUUUUGACGCUUAAAAUCCACUUGUAAGUUGAAAACGAUUUUUCAGCAUCCACAGACAUUACUAUCAUUUUAAAUCGGAGUCCCGAAAAAAUGUUAAUGCAAUGAAGUCUCCACUUCAUGACUUUGUUCUAGGUAUUUAUACUCUGCCUAUUCUGAUUACUGCUAAUAUGUCUUACGUGUUACAAAUGGUUACGGACUUAGGACACAAUCUUGUAACAACCUGAAAGUUUGUUCAAAGCUGUAAGUGGAUAGAGUAAAUUGCCUUUCUUGUCUUAAGUGAGCAGGAGAGAUCGUUUUGUUUUUUAAACUGAGCAUUGUUUGUAAGCAAUUUUUAACUUUUCUGGUUUUUUUUUUGUCUUCAUUCCAGUCUAACGUAAAAGUAUUAUACUAUACCAUUACAGGUUUGAAAUAUAAAAAUAUUAAAGCGCUAAUCGCCUAGCGGUAAGAGCGUGCAACUUUCAAUCUGGACGUCGCGGGUUCAAACCCCGACUCGUACCAAUGAGUUUUUAGGAAAUGAAAAUCUUUAUUUCAGGCAACUAGUGGCCGAUAAACAGAUACCUUAAAACUAUACAAUACAAAAUAUUGUCUUCGGUUACCGCGAUAGUUACUCAUGAAAUAAAACUAUGAAAACGGAUUAUAUCGCGUAUAUUGAAUUUAUAAUACAUCCCGACGCCCGUUGUCACCCGUUGACCACGUACGCUGUAAAGAGUUCGAAACGUUGGGAUGUAUUAUAAAUUCAAUUAAUAUACGCGAUAUAAUCCGUUUUCAUACUUUUAUUUCAUAAACAAUACAAAUUACAUUAUGGUUGCGAUGCAUUACGGCCGCGGAAUCGAAGAAACUUGACACCCUUCGGCCAAAACUCCUCCUUGGUACAGGUCGCUAGACGUUCACUCGGAACGCUCACCACAAACGAAUUAAAAUUCUCAUUGUGUCGCGAUUCCAACUUCGCGACCUUCAGGACGAAUCCGGUCUCUGUUUUCACAUACUUUACGAUGUCAUCGACCUUCGUAAGGUAAGGUUUUUGGGAACUUGUGUACGAAAUAGUGUUUGAUAUUUACCAGUUGUUUUUCAGUGAAGGAAAUUAUCGUAAGGAAAUCGGACUAAUCCCAAUAAGGCUGUUUCCCCUCUGAGUUCAUGGCAGUCGCUUUCGUAAAAACUAGGGCCUAGGUAAAUUCUUAGGAUUAGAUGUCAAUCGGACCCCAGGCUCCCAUGAGCCGUCGCGUGCCAAAAUGCCGGGAUCACGCGAGGAAGAAGAAAUAUAAAAUACAGCUUGUCGUAAAUUUCAACUUUCAACACAUGAUUCGUCCUGCGGCGGGGUAGCACGGUCGAAUUUUUGUAACUCCGUACAAUCUGAGGAUAAAACGUGCCUCGAAAAUCAAGAAAAUUUGAUUCUCGAUCAGAUGCCGCCACUACCUUUGGCCUACUCUCGGAUGGAUGUCGUUGACGGUUUCGUUUGUUAUUUAACCAUUUUAACUCAUAUCAGUGAUUUAUAUCAAGCCCUAUUAUUUUAACCCAUGUUGGGUUAAAAUAAUAUAAAAAUAAUUAAUGCAAAUAAAAAAAAAACAUUUAUUCAAAUAUGAAUACAUUUUUUGAUAUUUUUAUUUUUAGUUUUAAUCGGCUGUCGAUAGAUGACAGUGAAUUUGCUACAAAAUUUACUAUAACAGUACCGCUCUAUCUUAUUAUAUCUUCUUUGCUGUCACGUUCUAACAAGUAUGUAAGUGCGAAAGUGACAGGCUUCGAAUAAUACUCCUUUAAAAUUAUUAUUCACAACGAGGGAACCACGGGGACAACGCCGUUCUCGAAACGUCUGUGGUUAACUUAUUUUACGCGAUUAAGUUCCCUCGUUGUGAAUAAUAAUGAAUUUAAAUCGUAAAAGUUUAAAAUCAGUCCUUUAAAAUUUUCCUAUUCCCCUACUACAUAAUAGAAAAGUUAAAAAUUGCAUCACAUCCACUUACAAACAGAAAUGCUCCGCAUGUGACAUGCCUUGAGGCGCCUAGUGUAACUGUAAAGUGUUGGUUCCGUAUACCCUAGCCUUGUAUACUUGGAUGUUAGUAUAGCGGCCGAUGUAAAUAGUUCAUGAAAUACAUUGUGAUUUGUACAAAGUA
Messenger RNA from Cydia strobilella, 9745 nucleotides. It is a transcript of the gene Ranbp16, whose product is annotated as exportin-7-B. Gene Ontology annotation, biological process: protein export from nucleus. Gene Ontology annotation, molecular function: small GTPase binding; nuclear export signal receptor activity. The coding region runs from base 11 to 3280 and encodes 1089 amino acids. Gene Ontology annotation, cellular component: cytoplasm; nuclear pore. The transcript is spliced from 25 exons. The record is from RefSeq and is a predicted model, not a curated record. Lineage: Eukaryota; Metazoa; Arthropoda; Insecta; Lepidoptera; Tortricidae.